AUGAGGUUGGAGGACUGCAGCUUGUCAGAGAUCAGCUGUGAAGCUCUGAGCGCAGCUCUGAAGAACAACCCAUCCAAUCUGAAAGAACUGGUCCUGAGCAGGAACUACAAGCUGCAGGAUACUGGAUUUCUUUAUCUGUGUGAUUUUCUGAAGAGUCCUGACUGUAGACUCCAGACUCUGAGGUUUUGGAGGUGCAGUUUGUCAGAGAUCAGCUGUGAAGCUCUGGGUGCAGCUUUGAAGUUCAACCCAUCCAAUCUGAGAGAACUUAACCUGUGCAGGAACAAUCUGCAGGACUCGGGAUUUCUUCAUCUGUGUGAUUUUCUGAAGAGUCCAGAUUGCAGACUGCAGAUCCUGAGGUUAAAGAGAUGCAGUUUGUCAAAGAUCAGCUGUGAAGCUCUUGGCUCAGCAUUAAAGUCCAAUCCAUCCAAUCUGACAGAACUGAACCUGAGUGAGAACAACUUGCAGGAUUCAGGAUUCCUUCAUCUGUGUGGUUUUCUGGAGAGUAAAGAUUGCAGACUCCAGGCUCUGUGGUUGAUGAGCUGCAGUUUGUCAGAGAUCAGCUGUAAAGCUCUGGCUACAGCUCUGAAGAACAACCCAUCCAAUCUGACAGAACUGGACCUGAGUGUGAAUAAUAACCUGCAGGACUCAGGAGUUCUUCAUCUGUGUGGUUUUCUGGAGAGUCCAGACUGCAGACUGCAGACUCUGAGGUUGAUCAACUGCAAUUUGUCAAAGAUCAGCUGUGAUGCUCUGGUCACAGCUCUGAAUUUAAACCCGUCCCACCUGACAGAACUGGACCUGAGAAACAACAACCUUCAGUCUUCAGAUGUUCAGCAGCUCCACGAUCUGGUGAAGAGUCCAAACUCCAAACUGAAGACUCUGAGGUCAGUAGAGGGUUGGAGUCAGUCCAGCUGCUUCCAGAUGUUUGGUCCUAAAGUUAGUCUGAGAGCAAAGAUGCAGAGUUUCCUGUGAAGCUGCAGCUUCUCAGUGAAGCUCUGAG
Messenger RNA from Oryzias melastigma (Indian medaka), 997 nucleotides. Its product is annotated as ribonuclease inhibitor-like. Lineage: Eukaryota; Metazoa; Chordata; Actinopteri; Beloniformes; Adrianichthyidae. The transcript has 6 exons. Gene Ontology annotation, molecular function: protein binding. The coding region runs from base 1 to 969 and encodes 322 amino acids. The record is from RefSeq and is a predicted model, not a curated record.